AUGAAGCUAUCUGUAGCCCUCUUGGGCCUGAAUGCGGCCUACAAUGCUGGCAUUGUCUCUGCUGCUCCACUAGAAAGCUGGUCAACCAAGUCUGGUGCUUCGUUGUCCGCGGUGGACAUGUUCAAUACAGCAAUCGAAUGGAACGACAAAUAUUGGGACGACGAAGCCGGUUAUUUGAUCACACCUUCUGAAGGCUCUGGACGCUACGAUAGUCGACACUCUGCAUGGUAUGCGCCUCAGUUGCUGGCCAGAAAUGGACCGGGCGACGUUGCAAAGGCCAUUCGGAUCUUUGACAAUGUGAUCUCUGGCCAAUAUCUCGAUCGAACCAAGCAGUGGUAUGGAGACUACCAGGGAGCACCGUCUCAGCCGGAGCCUGGGACACUGGUGUAUCCCGAUGAUGGACCAUACAGUUCGUGGGAUCCAAACAUUCGCGAUUUCGUGGGCUGUGCGUGGAUUGUGGCAUUGAACGACUAUGCUCACUUGCUGCCAGCAGCGACAGUGUCCAAAGUGGAAAAUUCCCUGCACAUCGCAGCAAAGGGGGAUUUGUACCGUGUUGGAGGCGUUGAUGGCGACAACUCUUAUCCUUGUUACUCCAAUCCUUGGCUGAUGCGAACAAUCCUUCAGAACUGGGUCGGCGCUCGAGUCGGAGAUGCGAACCUGACCAAGUCUGGUGAAAACUUUGCGCAGGAAAUAUACAAUCUCUGGAGUAUGCACCGUACCUUAUCUGAAUUCAACUCUCCAACUUAUGCCGGAGUCGCCAUGUGGGCUCUCGCUCUUUGGAACAAGUAUGGAACAAGCGACAGCCUGCUGAAGAAAUAUGGCCCCGAUAUGCUCACAUACAGCUGGAAAGAGCUUGGGGAACUCUACAACGCCAAUCUCAAGAAUGUUGCUGGCCCAUGGGAUCGCAGCUAUGGCUACAAUAUGAAGGAAUAUGCCUCUCUGAUCGGCGCUGUCAUUUGGGGUACGAUUGGGCGCGAGAAAGCACCCGUCCCUAAAAACUUACUGUCGAUGUAUCACCAAGAUGAUUUCGCCUUCUACCCUCUAUUCGCUCUUUCGAUGCCGGAGAUGGUGAAGUAUCUGCCAGCAAAGGUCAAGACGAACCUGCUCAAAUUCCCCGGCGAGCACAUGUAUACUUCACAAGCUUACUCGCCACCUUUCGACACAUAUCCACGAAACAUCACUACAUGGAUGUCCGAUAACGUGACAAUUGGUGCAGAGACUGUUUCUGAGCAUGUUGUGGGAGGACCAGCUAUCAAUCCCAGCCAAUUCACCCCUGCGGUCAUCCAGUGGGCAAUUGAUGACUACCAGAUUGGUGCUAUUUCCCACUGGGUAACAGAGUCUUCUAUCCAUGCAGUAGCAGCUCCUGGAAGUCUCAAAAUCUCCUACCCAAAUACGACAUCUACCGAUGGUCCGGUUUCUUUCAACUUCCUUUUCAGUGGCCUCAAUGUUCCAAACGGAUUCAAUGUCACUGGGCUCGAAGGUGUUCCUGGGUUGAAUGUCAAGUUGACGACGAACGCCUUGCCGAAUUACACCAUGACAUAUAACACUGAUCAUUCGGUGAACGAGUUCAGCUUUUACAACAUCACAUAUACGAUGCCCGAAAGCUUUACUGGGGUCCCAUAUCUCUCUCUUCAUAUUGUCUGA
Messenger RNA from Penicillium antarcticum, 1644 nucleotides. RefSeq lists its product as uncharacterized. The record is from RefSeq and is a predicted model, not a curated record. NCBI's taxonomy places the organism in Eukaryota, Fungi, Ascomycota, Eurotiomycetes, Eurotiales, Aspergillaceae. The coding region runs from base 1 to 1644 and encodes 547 amino acids. The transcript is spliced from 2 exons.